AUGAGUUCCUCGGAGGACGAUACCCCGCUCGUGCAGAUGAAUGGGCGAUCUACCGGCACCCCCAACGACGUGACGAUGAGCGACGCAAAGGAAACCAAUGGUCAUGUCGACCCGGGGGUCUCCAUCCGCUUCGGUGCCGUUCAGAAGAAAUCCGACGUGCACAUGGUUGAUGCGGAUUCAGCUAGCGCAAGCAAGCGAAAGUCCCGAACCAGCGUUGGCCAGAAGUCCUACGCGGAACCCGAGAGCAGCGAGGAUGAUCAACCUCUGAGCAAGCGCCGACGCACAUCCGUCAAACACGAAGAUCCGGAAACCGAUGAGGACGUUCCCCUGGGGCUUAACGGAAGAAAACUCCCCAAGGCUUCGGAGACGGCCAUUGGCGAAGAAUCCGACUCCGACGUCCCUAUCGAACGGAAGCUUGCCAUGGAGAAGAAGAGGAUUGAACUGAAAGGGGAGAAGGAGGGUCAAAAGUCGACCGCAGCUCCUAAGAAGAAGCCUACCAACGGCGUCAAGAAAGAACUUGUGGAUGGUCAGAAGCCUUCUGCUGUCAAGAAGACAGCAACCAAGGUCAAAUCGGAGCCAAAGUCAGCGCAAUCCACUCCGGUGAAGAAAGGCAGUGCUAAGGCUACCCCGGUCAAGAAAGAGGAAAGCGCUGAUGCGGAAGAAGCGGAGGAAGAAGAAUACAGAUGGUGGGAAGACCCUACAAAGAGUGAUGGAACCAUCAAGUGGACUACUCUUGAGCACAAUGGUGUUGUUUUCCCGCCUCCGUACGAGCCAUUGCCCAAGAACGUCAAGAUGAAGUAUGACGGUGUUCCUGUCACUCUUCAUCCUGACGCGGAGGAAGUCGCUGGUUUCUUCGGAAGCAUGUUGAACUCCACUCAGCACACGGAGAACCCCACCUUCCAAAAGAACUUCUUCAUGGACUUCAAGGACAUCCUCAAGAAGACCGGUGGCGCCACUGACCCGAAGGGGAACAAAGUUGACAUCAAGGAGUUCAAGAAGUGCGACUUCCAACCGAUCUUUGAUUACUACGAGGCAAAGCGCAUUGAGAAGAGGAACCUCCCCGCAGCCGAGAAGAAGCGCCUCAAGGCCGAAAAGGAUGAACAGGAGGCCCCAUAUAUGUACUGUAUGUGGGAUGGCCGCAAGCAAAAGGUUGGGAACUUCCGCGUCGAACCGCCCUCCCUCUUCCGUGGACGUGGCGAGCAUCCCAAGACCGGCCGCGUCAAGGCUCGCGUUCAACCCGAGCAGAUCACUAUCAAUAUCGGCAAGGAGGCUCGCGUGCCUCCGCCGCCGGAGGGCCACAAGUGGAAGGAAGUUAAACAUGACCAAGAGGGCACAUGGCUCGCUAUGUGGCAAGAGAACAUUAACGGCAACUACAAAUAUGUCAUGCUUGCCGCAAAUUCCGAUGUCAAGGGCCAGAGCGACUACAAGAAGUUCGAAAAGGCACGUGAGCUGAAGAAGUACAUCGGCAAGAUUCGCAAAGAUUACCAGAAGAACUUGAAGCACGAGUUGAUGGUCGAGCGUCAGAAGGCCACCGCGGUCUAUCUCAUUGACCAAUUUGCUCUUCGUGCGGGUAACGAAAAGGGAGAGGAUGAGGCCGAGACAGUCGGAUGCUGCUCCCUGAAAUAUGAGAACGUGACCCUGAAGCCGCCCAACAAAGUCGUUUUCGACUUCCUGGGUAAAGACAGUAUUCGAUUUUACGACGAGGUCGAUGUCGACCCCCAGGUUUUCAAGAACCUGAAGAUCUUCAAGAAGGCACCCAAGAAGGAGGGUGAUGAGAUCUUUGAUCGGUUAACCACAUCUGCUCUCAACAAGCACCUUUCAAACUAUAUGCCUGGGUUGACAGCGAAGGUGUUUCGUACUUACAACGCCUCCCACACUAUGGCCGAGCUUCUCAAGGACAUGAAGGCGACCGGUAACAUUGCGGAGAAGGUCAAGGCAUACAACGAUGCGAACCGUAGGGUUGCCAUUCUUUGCAACCACAAACGGACUGUCGGUGCUUCUCAUGCAAAUCAGAUGGAGAAGAUGAGCGAAAGGAUCAAAGGCUUGCGCUACCAAAGAUGGCGACUCAAGCAGCAGAUGCUCGACCUGGACCCGAAUCUUAAGAAAAAGAAGGGUGCCAAGUUUUUUGAGCUCGAUGAGGAUAUAGACAAGGAGUGGAUCAAGGAACACCAGGCGUUCUUGGUCGAGGAGCAACGACAGAAAAUUCGGAAGAAGUUUGAGAAGGACAACGAAAAACUCGCAGCAGAGGGCGAGAAGGAGAUGAAAGCGAGUGAGCUUGAAGAGCGACUUCAAGUUGCGACCGAACUAGAGAAGAAAUAUAAUAGAGAGAACAAGACCGGCAAGGUGGAGGCGGAGGGCAAGGCUCCGACUGUCGAAAAAAUCGAAGCGAAUAUACAGAAGCUUGAGCAGCGUAUUGAGACGAUGGAGCUUCAGGCGCAAGACAAAGAAGACAACAAGGAAGUGGCGCUUGGGACGUCCAAGAUUAACUAUAUAGAUCCUCGUCUUACGGUCGUGUUCAGCAAGAAGUUCAACGUCCCCAUCGAGAAGUUCUUCUCUAAGGCCUUGCGGGAGAAGUUCGAGUGGGCCAUCAAGUCCGUUGACGAGGACUGGGAGUUUUAG
Molecule: messenger RNA, 2619 nt
Organism: Aspergillus terreus NIH2624
Lineage: Eukaryota; Fungi; Ascomycota; Eurotiomycetes; Eurotiales; Aspergillaceae
Product: DNA topoisomerase 1
Exons: 5
Coding region: 1-2619 (872 amino acids)
Biological process (GO): DNA topological change; DNA replication; chromosome segregation
Cellular component (GO): nucleolus; chromosome
Molecular function (GO): DNA binding; DNA topoisomerase type I (single strand cut, ATP-independent) activity
Source: RefSeq, a predicted model, not a curated record